CUUUUAGGGGGUCUUCAGAGAGUGAGGACUUGCAGUACAGUCUUCAAACAUGACAGCACUGGAACGCAACAAAGAAGUACAACAUAAUGGCCUUCAAUGCCGGAGACAGAGUUAACUUUGCAUCGUGGACUCAGAAAAGACAAGACAUUUGAAGUUCACUUUAACAAGAACUACAGAAGAUGGGUGAAAGAAAAGGAGUAAACAAGUACUACCCUCCUGAUUUUGAUCCAGAGAAGCAUGGGUCUCUCAACAGAUACCGUAACAGCCAUCCCUUACGGGAGAGGGCCCGUAAGUUGUCCCAGGGCAUCCUGAUCAUCAGGUUUGAGAUGCCAUACAACAUUUGGUGUGAUGGCUGCAAGAAUCACAUUGGCAUGGGUGUGCGGUAUAAUGCGGAGAAGAAGAAGGUGGGGAAUUACUACACCACACCCAUCUACAGGUUCAGGAUGAAGUGCCACCUUUGUGAUAAUUACAUUGAGAUGCAGACCGACCCUGCAAACUGUGACUAUGUAAUAGUUAGUGGUGCAAGACGCAAAGAAGAGAGAUGGGACAUGAAGGAGAAUGAGCAGGUCAUGACCACAGAUCAUGAAGAAAAAAAGAAGCUGGAAACAGAUGCCAUGUAUCGUUUGGAACAUGGCACAGAUGACCAGCAGAAGCUACAGAAAGUCAUUCCCACUCUGGUAAAUAUCCAAGAAAUGCAGAGCAUCUGGAAGGAUGAUUUUGAACUCAACAGCAUGCUGCGGAAGAAGUUUCGGGAGGAGAAAAAGAUCAUAAAAGAAGAAGAGGAGCACGAUGCAGCACUCAUGAGCAAGGCAUCACUGAGCAUCCCUCUGAUUCCAGAGUCCGAGGAGGAUAAACGGCUAGCCUCGCUGCUCAAGUAUCGAAGCCCUGACUCAUACGAAGACAAACAGAAAAUGAAAAGGAAAGAGAUUGUUUCCCGAUCUUGGUUUUCCACUCAACAGAUUCCUAAUAGCAAUAAGGUGGGAGACACCUUGAAAAAGUUAGGGAUCAUCCCAAAAGGACCUUCAAAGGUGACAAAUACCUGUGCAGUAGUCUCUGUGAGUGAACUGGGAAUUGUUCGUCGAAAGUGUGCUGAAUCUCCAGAAGCAAAAAGCAGUUGUUUGGACAGUGCCUGUGAAAAUGUUGGAAUUAGUGCACACUGUAGUAGAGAUGUGGAUACCCCAGUAGAUUCCUCCCUAAAUGAGACCGAAACACCACAAGAUCGUAGAGGCUCUGGCACUUCCUUAGUUGCUGAUUAUUCGGACUCUAGUUCAGAUGCUGAAGUCAUCUAAUGACAGCUUCUGUUAUUUUUCUGAAUGAUCACAGCAUUCACAUUCUCAUCAUGGCUGCUUGAUACACUGAAACAACUUGAAGGAGAUGGGAUGAUUGUCUCCUGUUCAGCACUGGGCUCCAUUCUCUGACGGAUGACCAUUUUGUCUGUAAUUUUGCCAGGUUCUUCCCUGUCAUGUCGAACAUAGUAUGGUCUGCGUUUCUUACACUGCACUGUGAACAGUUUUCAGGUUCAGCUCUACAGACAUCAUGCAUGUUGUCAAGAUGAAGUAACGUAGUUUAACUGCUGUGCCUUGCUGCAUUAAUGGAAUGAAACGAGACCCUACCGAGAAAAGCACAGUAUCCAUCAUUUGGGGUGGUCUGUGAAAAUAAAUUGUUUAAUAACAUA
Messenger RNA from Protopterus annectens (West African lungfish), 1675 nucleotides. RefSeq names its product YJU2 splicing factor homolog B (gene YJU2B). Bases 180 to 1289 code for a protein of 369 amino acids. Gene Ontology annotation, cellular component: post-mRNA release spliceosomal complex; U2-type spliceosomal complex. The record is from RefSeq and is a predicted model, not a curated record. Gene Ontology annotation, biological process: mRNA splicing, via spliceosome. NCBI's taxonomy places the organism in Eukaryota, Metazoa, Chordata, Ceratodontiformes, Protopteridae. The transcript has 11 exons.